AUGGCGGAACAAGACCGCUACAGUGCACACUUCAGCACCCAGCGCGACAACCCGUUGAGCAUCGCAACGACCGUCGGCAUCUUCAAAAGCACCAUCUUCCCCUCGUUUGCCUUCCACACCGGCCUCUCCCUCGUCACCUACGGCGUCUCCCGGUACACCGACCGCGCAGACGGCAAGGACUGCCUCUGGCCCGCGAGCCAGCUCGCCAACGCAUGGUGGAGUGCCCUGGGCACGCGCGUCGUCUACGACGGCCUCUCCCUGCCCGACGCCUGGGCUCAGCUCACGUACUCCGAGCGCCUGCUCCUCACCGGCGUGACCACCUGGGGCAUCCGCCUCCUCUACCGCAUCGCGUCGCGUGCGGUUAGGCGGGGCGCAGACGACCCGCGCUACGCCGAGGACAAGCGCGACCCCGGCUUUUGGAGCAAGGCUUUCCUCACGCAGUUCCUGCCUGAGGCUGCCGUGCAGACCCUCAUCACGCUCCCGUUCACGCUCCCGUUCCGCGCUGGCCUUGCGAGGGCGCCGCUGCCAACGUACGCGAAGCUCGCGCAUGCAGCGGCGGUGUUCCUCUUCUCGUCUGGGUACGCGUUGGAGGUACUGGCCGACACGCAGCUCGAGACGCACAAGCAGCGCACGGGCGACAUCGUCCUGAACCGCGAGGGCGUAUGGAGCAUCGUCCGGCACCCCAACUACCUCGGCGACGCGCUCGUGCACUUCUCCUUCCCCGUCCUCCUGUACAGCGCCGGCCUCCUGCACCCGCUCGCGCUCCUCGGCCCGCUCGCGAACUACGUUUACUUGCGCGUGCUCGGCGGCGACCGCGAGACGGAGCGGUUCCAGGAGGAGGCGUACAAGGCGGACCCGCUCAAGUACGAGCAGUUCCGGCAUUUCCGUCGCGAGAAGAACAGUUUUUGGCCCGGCCUGAAGGAGCUUGCGAAUGGGUGGACGUGGGCGAUCGUGGCGGUCGGCCUGGGCGGCGUCGCUGUGGAGAAGGGGAUGCGCACGUGGUUGUGA
Molecule: messenger RNA, 1008 nt
Organism: Fomitopsis serialis
Lineage: Eukaryota; Fungi; Basidiomycota; Agaricomycetes; Polyporales; Fomitopsidaceae
Exons: 3
Coding region: 1-1008 (335 amino acids)
Cellular component (GO): membrane
Source: RefSeq, a predicted model, not a curated record